AUAUAUUUUUUUAUAAAGGUCAAAGUUGAAAGUUGAUAGGAGAACCACGUGGUUGGAAGAUACGCGCGAAAGAGUAAUCUCAAAAACAAAUGUGACAAGAGUUCUGAUCUUGCUAGCUUUGAAGUUAAAGUCAAUAACAUGUUCGCGUGUUAUUAAAGUAAAAUUGCUAGGCUACUCAGUUCUGGAGAGAGUGAACAAGCUUAUGUUACACGAAUACCUUAUUUGUUGCAGUUGUCUUUUUUUGCCGGGACAUGAUAGCUAGCUGGCUAGAUUAUUUUGCUAACGUUAAUUCCAUUGUAACGUGCUAGCUAUUUUACAGUUCAAGACGACUUUUCUCAUAUUUAGGGGAGAAAGAGCGAAGGCUGCCUCAAUUGCAACAAUUGUAUUUAGUUCGUUUUGUUAAAAUACGCGUAAACUAGCUAGCUAGCUAACUAACAAAGUAAUGGCAGAAAGACCCGAGGACCUCAAUCUGCCCAAUGCUGUUAUCACGCGCAUCAUCAAGGAGGCGCUCCCAGAUGGGGUGAACGUGUCAAAAGAAGCCAGGCGAGCCAUAUCUCAAGCUGCCAGUGUAUUCGUCCUCUAUGCAACAUCUUGUGCAAACAACUUUGCCAUGAAAGCCAAACGGAAAACUCUAAACGCAACAGAUGUGAUGUCUGCGAUGGAGGAGAUGGAGUUUGAACGCUUCUUGCAGCCUCUACGUGAAUCUUUGGAGGCUUACAAGAAGGGCCAGAAGGGGAAGAAAGAGGCAUCGGAACAAAAACGCAAAGAUGCAAAGGAGAAAAAGAACGAUGUGGAGGAGAAUGACAAGAGCAGGGAGGAAGAAGAGGAGGAGGAAGAGCGCAUGGAUGAAGACCAGGAAGCAGAGAAUGAGGUUGAAGAGGAAGAAGUUGAGAAUUGAUAACUGACUAUUAUUCUUCAUGUAGUAGAGCACUGAUCAGAACACAGAUGUGAAGGCAGGGGCCCUGUUUGAGUACUUGGAAAAGGCACACUAAUAUGUAAAUAUAAUAGUCUCUUGGUUUGAGCAUUUUUAAAACGCAUGAACAUGUUCCAUCCAGCAACAGAUACUCUUCUACACAGCAUUCACAGAUUCAGUUGUCAGAUCAGUGAUUUUAUUUUGAUGAAGGGUGUUUUUUCAAGGUAAACAAAUAGUGCCUUAGCAUUAAUGUAAUAGUUCUAUUCUGUUGUCUUCCAGCCACUGGCUCACUCUGAAUAAAGGGAGUAGUAAUUUAGACCAACAACUAUCUCCCAUCAGUUAUUUGCUGGAAUAAAGCACAAUGCAAACUUGCUGUAUUCUGAUCAGAAAGGCCUUAUACCACAGUUCUAAGACCAUUAUUGAUAUCAUUUGUUGAUGUUCUCAGAUGUACUAAUUAUCCCAAUGUAGAUUUGAUAGCAAUGAAGUUACUCGUGUUUGGUAGACUUGGUGUCGACUGACUCUCCGUCCUCACUGAACUCGUAGAUUUGUGUACCUGACAUCCAAAUAUUAGUCUUUGGCACAAAUGAGAUCAGCCAUGCUUGACCUUAAAAGAAUGAUGCAGAGAAUGUAAAAAAUGUUCAUAGGUUGUGUGGUUGUUGGUCAUGACUCAAACUCUGGCUUUGAAAUUAAUGAUUUGGUCUGUCUGGAAUCUUGGAAGAUGACAAACUAGGAUUAAGGCUUUCAAAAUCAGCCAUGCAAGUAACUAUCAUGUCCUUGUCAGGCUACAGAUUACCAAAAGUGAGCUAUUAUAUGUUGUAGGUGAAUAACUUUUCUUUAGAACAGAAGGCCUCCAGUGAAGACUGUUUUCAGGGGAUUAACUGUGUACUUUUGUAGUGUUGGAUACACUGUUUUUUCAAUAAAGAUUUUUGUAUAAACCA
Oncorhynchus keta (chum salmon) is the source of this 1851-nucleotide messenger RNA. RefSeq names its product polymerase (DNA directed), epsilon 3 (p17 subunit) (gene pole3). Gene Ontology annotation, biological process: leading strand elongation; DNA damage response; heterochromatin formation. Bases 443 to 898 code for a protein of 151 amino acids. The record is from RefSeq and is a predicted model, not a curated record. Gene Ontology annotation, molecular function: protein heterodimerization activity; chromatin DNA binding. NCBI's taxonomy places the organism in Eukaryota, Metazoa, Chordata, Actinopteri, Salmoniformes, Salmonidae. The transcript has 4 exons. Gene Ontology annotation, cellular component: epsilon DNA polymerase complex; CHRAC.